GAGCUUUUUGAUCGAUCCCACAAAGUGUAGCCUCUCUCUAUUCUCCAUCCAUGGUGGCUGUGCCUUUUUAGUUCAUGCAGCUUCUUCAACCUCUCGAAAACGACCGAUGGACUACUCUGCAGGAAACUGGAAUUGGCUCUUCGAUUACUCUACAAUGGAUGAUCUCGCCGUCGCCGCUGCCGCUGCCGCUGCCGGCAACUUCUCCCCUCCACAGUCGGUUGGUUUCAGCUGGUCCAAUCCCUCCAUCAACUUUUCAUCUAAAGACAGCUUGGAGGUAGACUGCUCAUAUGGAGAUCAGGACGGCUUACAGGAAGUGGGUCGAAAACGGCCAAAGACUGAAACAGGUGCUGCUGCAUCUUCCUCCAAAGCUUGCAGAGAGAAAUUGAGAAGAGAUAAGCUGAAUGAGAGUUUCUUGGAAUUGGCUGCUGUCCUUGAACCUGGAAAACCACCCAAAACAGACAAGGUUGCAAUCUUGAGCGAUGCCAUCAGGAUGGUGACUGAUUUACAAAGUGAAACCCAGAAGCUGAAACAAUCUAAGGAGGAUUUGAAGGCAAAAAUCAAAGAAUUAAAGGUUGAGAAAAAUGAGCUUCGUGAUGAGAAGCAAAGGUUGAGAGCAGAGAAAGAAAAGUUGGAGCUGCAAAUCAAAGGGGUAAAUACUCGAGCAGCUGACAUCCACCGUCGUCCUCCUACACUGUCACCUGCAUUCACAGCACAAGGCCAAGCUGCUGGUAACAAGCUGAUGCCUUUCAUUGGUUAUCCUGGCAUUGCCAUGUGGCAAUUCCUGCCACCUGCAGCCGUCGACAUAUCUCAGGAUCAUGUGCUCCGCCCACCUGUUGCUUAAAAGUGAGCACAAAUGAUUUGGUUCGUUUAUCUGUGCUGUUCUUAUUAACAAUUUCCUUAUAUGUUUGUGUUUCUUUUCAACCAUGUGUUUGGUUUUAAACUGUUGAAGAAGCUUCUGAUGGUGUAAAAACUUUGUUUCAAAAUUAGCGAUGUUGUUGCUAACUCUAUAUAGAAUAAAAUCAAGUAUUUUGCUGAA
Molecule: messenger RNA, 1036 nt
Organism: Cucurbita pepo subsp. pepo (vegetable marrow)
Lineage: Eukaryota; Viridiplantae; Streptophyta; Magnoliopsida; Cucurbitales; Cucurbitaceae
Product: transcription factor ILR3
Biological process (GO): regulation of DNA-templated transcription; intracellular iron ion homeostasis
Molecular function (GO): protein dimerization activity; DNA-binding transcription factor activity
Source: RefSeq, a predicted model, not a curated record